This is a messenger RNA of Populus euphratica (Euphrates poplar), 1236 nucleotides long. RefSeq names its product methylsterol monooxygenase 1-1-like. Gene Ontology annotation, biological process: lipid biosynthetic process. NCBI's taxonomy places the organism in Eukaryota, Viridiplantae, Streptophyta, Magnoliopsida, Malpighiales, Salicaceae. Bases 76 to 993 code for a protein of 305 amino acids. The transcript is spliced from 5 exons. Gene Ontology annotation, molecular function: iron ion binding; oxidoreductase activity. The record is from RefSeq and is a predicted model, not a curated record.
CUGAUAGUUCCGCGAACUCCUAUUUAUUCUGUUGUUUUCAUCCAUUCAAUCAUAUUUCUCACCCUCUAAUUAACAAUGCUGCCUUACCAGAACAUGCACCAAGCAGAGGCAGCUCUUGGCAGAGAGCUCACAAUUGCAGAGAAACUAUGGCUCAAUUACUCAGCCAAUAAACCUGAUUACCUUCUUCAUUAUCAUAACAUUCUCUUCUUGAUCCUCUUUUACUCUAUAGCUCCUCUCCCAUACAUGUUUAUUGAGCUAAGCCGGUCCAAGAGGAUAGAAAAGCACAAGAUUCAAUCCAAAAUCAAAAACUCAUUCCAAGACAUGCUGAAAUGCUACAAAGAUGUUAUGCAAACUUUUAUCGUUGUUGUUGGUCCUCUUCAAGUCUCUUCUUACCCUUUCAUCAAGCUGAUUGGCAUCCGAACUAGUCUGUCAUUACCUUCAGGAGGGGAAAUGUUCUGGCAGUUAUUAGUGUAUUUUCUGAUAGAGGAUUAUACCGGUUAUUGGGUUCAUAGGUUGCUUCAUUCCAAAUGGGGCUAUGAGAAAAUCCACCAUGUUCACCAUGAAUAUAGUGCUCCAAUGGGGUUCGCAGCGCCUUAUGCACACUGGUCUGAAAUUUUGAUUCUUGGCAUGCCUGCAUUUCUUGGUCCUGCAGUAGUUCCUGGACACAUUACUACUUACUGGCUAUGGUUCGUUUUAAGACAAAUGGAAGCUAUAGAGACUCACAGCGGAUAUGAUUUUUCAUGGAGUCCAACAAGAUUUAUACCAUUCUACGGAGGUGCAAAGUACCAUGAUUAUCAUCAUUACGUAGGUCGCCAUAGCCAGAGUAAUUUCGCUUCCGUUUUCACAUACUGUGAUUACCUUUAUGGAACAGACAAGGGCUAUCGGUACCACAAGUCCAUCCUCCGAAAGGUGAAGGAGAUAGUGGGGACGAAUGGAGGACAUCGUGAGGGCAGCUAUAAUUCCAUGCCUGCCCAGGAUUUCAAAUCCGAAUAACUAUGAUAUAUCAGUAGGACGCAAUAUUUUGAUCCAGUUUCUUUGUUAUAUUAUUAGUAUUUAAAAGUUGUAAUGGUUUGUGAGGAUGCAGUAGAGGCAAGUGCUAGGCAUGGGAUUGUACUCCAAAAUAUAAAUGAAUUGGUGAGCUAUAUCUAGCUUUUGGCCAUUACUGUGAAAAAAAUUCUGGCAAGGUAAUUAAAUUCCUCCCCGAUGGAUAGAGAUCCGGGAGGAAAAAACAUUCAA